Knipowitschia caucasica is the source of this 927-nucleotide messenger RNA. The record is from the annotation of a GenBank genome assembly. Lineage: Eukaryota; Metazoa; Chordata; Actinopteri; Gobiiformes; Gobiidae.
AUGAAGCACUACGAGGUGGAGAUACUGGAUGCCAAGACUAAGGACAAGCUCUGCUUCCUGGACAAGGUGGAGCCAAAUGCCACGAUUGGGGAGAUUAAGUCUAUGUUCAACAAGAGCCAUCCUCAGUUCUACCCAGCCAGACAGUCCAUUCGACUUGACCCCAAGGGGAAGUCUCUGAAGGAUGAGGACGUCCUGCAGCACCUGCCUGUGGGAACAACGGCCACGUUCUACUUCAGAGACCUGGGGGCUCAGAUCAGCUGGGUCACAGUCUUCCUUACUGAGUACACCGGGCCACUGGUCAUUUAUCUUAUGUUCUACUUCAGAGUUCCCUUUAUUUAUGCACCCAAGUAUGACUUCACCACCAGUAAACAUUGGGUUGUACACUUGGCCUGUAUGUGUCACUCUUUCCACUACAUGAAAAGACUGCUUGAAACUCUUUUUGUCCAUCGCUUUUCUCAUGGAACCAUGCCUUUACGCAACAUUUUUAAAAAUUGUACGUAUUAUUGGGGCUUUGCGGCGUGGAUGGCCUACUACAUCAAUCAUCCAUUGUACACCCCACCCAUCUAUGGGGAGCAGCAAAUACGACUGGCUCUCAUCUUGUUCUUGUUCUGUCAGAUUGGCAACUUUUCCAUCCAUAUUGCUCUAAGGAACCUUCGCCCACCAGGCUCAAAGACUAGAAAGAUUCCCUACCCAACAAAAAAUCCCUUCACCUGGAUAUUCGUCUUGGUCUCUUGUCCCAACUACACCUAUGAGCUGGGCUCCUGGCUUGGCUUCACUCUGAUGACACAAUGCGCACCCGUGGCAUUCUUCACGAUUGUGGGAUUUAUCCAGAUGACCGUGUGGGCCAAAGGGAAGCACAAGAGCUACCUGAAAGAGUUUCGCGAUUACCCCCCUCUCCGCUCACCCAUCCUCCCCUUUGUUUUGUAA